Chlamydomonas reinhardtii is the source of this 2340-nucleotide messenger RNA. RefSeq lists its product as uncharacterized. The record is from RefSeq and is a predicted model, not a curated record. Gene Ontology annotation, molecular function: DNA binding. Gene Ontology annotation, biological process: DNA strand elongation involved in DNA replication; DNA replication. Gene Ontology annotation, cellular component: delta DNA polymerase complex. The coding region runs from base 39 to 1664 and encodes 541 amino acids. The transcript is spliced from 12 exons. NCBI's taxonomy places the organism in Eukaryota, Viridiplantae, Chlorophyta, Chlorophyceae, Chlamydomonadales, Chlamydomonadaceae.
GUCCCAUACAAGCCUACUGCGUUACCCCCAAUAGACAAAUGGACAUCGAAAGACCGCUUCCGGGUCAUGCCAGCCGAUAUGACGAGCUGCUGGCACCAAGCACCUCAAAAGGCGACGAGGCCUCGUUUACUCGGGAUACAGCGACAUACACAAACCUUGACACUCGCUUCCGCGCCUCCAAGCGCACGUAUGACCGGCAGUACGCGCAGCUGUACUUCUCGCGCCUCAUGCUGCUCAAGGACGUGAUGCACAAGCGGGUGGAGCAGCUGUGGCGGGGCGUGCCAGUGUGCAGCAUCCUGGAGGUGCAGGAGGGCAAGGAGGUGGCGGUCAUUGGCACACUCUACAAAAACAUGAAGCUGAAGCCCUCCAUCCUGGACGAGUACACAAAGGACCGCGGGCUCAAGGCGGCGCUGGGGGCGGCCAACUUCUGUGCCGACGACGACAGCGUGGUCAUGGAGGACGACGGCGCGCGUAUGGUGCUGAGUGUGGCGACACCCGGCACCAUGGCGGCGGCGGCGGCGGCGGCUCCGGGCUGGGCGCCGGGCGAUGGGCCGCUGGCGGUGCAGGAGCUGGUCACAGGCCUGGUGAUGGCGGUGCGCGGCGUGCACGAGCCCGGCGGCGACUUCUUUGUGAGCGCCGUGGCCUUUGCCGGCCUGGCGCCCAACCCCUGUCCCCUGCCGCACCCGCUGCCGCUGCCCUCGUCCGCCGCCUCCGCCGACGCGGCUGCCGCGCUGGCCGCCUCGCGCCCCGGCGACACCUACCUGGCUCUGGUGUCGGGUCUGGGCCUGGGCGGCGGGCGGGCGGACCUGCUGGCCACUCAGCUGGCGGCGGACUGGCUCACAGGCAACCUGGGCAGCGCAGCGGAGCAGCAGCUGGCGGCGCAGGUGGUGCGGCUGGUGGUGGCGGGCGGCGGCAUCGGGCAGCUAGAGGGACUGGCGGGCGCCGCCGCCACCGCGCCCGGAGCAAACCCCUACAACCGCUCGGCACAGGUGGUUGCGCUGCAGCCGGUGCGCGACCUGGACCUGCUGCUGGCGGAGCUGGCGGCGGCGCUGCCCGUGGACGUCAUGCCGGGGCCGGAGGACCCAGCCAACGUGGCGCUCCCGCAGCAGCCCAUGCACAGGUGCCUGUUCCCGGGCGCCGCCUCGCACGGCUCGCUGGUCCGCGCCACCAACCCGCACGAGUUCGAGUGCGGCGGCGUGCGGGUGCUGGGCAGCAGCGGGCAGGUGGUGGACGACAUGGCCAAGUACUGCGGGCUCAGGGACAGGCUGGACCUGAUGCAGCGCACCCUGGCCUGCCGCCACCUGGCGCCCACCGCGCCCGACACCCUCACCUGCUACCCCUUCACCGACGACGACCCCUUCAUCCUGCCCGCCACCCCCCACGUCUACUUCGCCGGCAACCAGCCCGAGUUCGCCACGCGCCUGGUGGUGCUACAGCCGGGCUGCAGCAGCAGCGGCGCAGCCGGCAGUAGCACGGCCGCCGCGGCGCCGGCGGCCGCUGGCAGUAGCAGUAGCAGUGGUGGCGGGGGCGGCGGGGAGCCGGUGGUGGUUCGGCUGGUGGCUGUGCCGUGUUUUGCCCGGACCGGCACGCUGGUGCUGCUCAACCUGCGGACGCUGGCGUGCCACCCGGUGCGCUUCGAUGGCAGCCUGGGGCUGGGCGUGUGAGGUGGAGGAGGAGGAUGGCUUGAAGAGCGGGGAGGAGGGAAGGAGGAGGAGGGGGAGGAGGAGGGGAGGCGUUGUUGAGCUUGGAACGAGUGUGUGAGUGGACGUGGACUGUGGAGAGAUAAAUGGAAGGUUGUGACGCGAGGGAGGAGGGAGGGGGUAGCAGCGGCUGAAGGGGCAGAUGGCGUGGGGGAGGCGUUGUCGAGCUUGGAUGGGGCCGCGCGCGUGGAAGCGGAGGCUGCGGGCUCGCAGGUUUGUGUGUGUUGCGGUGGCGGUGGAGUUAGGCCUGGCAGCGAUUAAUGUGUGCUUGCAGAGUGUGGCAGAGGUGGAUGGAGUACGGUAGGUGGCGCGCGGCGAUUGGGCAAUUGGACGCGGCACGGCGUGCACAAAAAGCUCGAGGCGUGUGUCGACGUGACCGCGUUACCACGGCGUUUGACGCUGCCCUGAACAUAUCUCCAGCGUUGAAGCGACCUGUUACCAGGGCCAUGGCGGCGAGAAGGCGAGGCGCGUUGAGGAACGGUCGGGGGUAGGCCCUGCGGUGGGGAUGUCGCGCCUGUGGGUAUGGACGAAGGGCCGCGAACGUGCUGAGAGCGCGAACCUUGGUUAUGCGGCGCAGUAAAGCAUUAAAAGGAAGAACAAUGUAUGCAAACUCAAGGAUUGUUUUGUUAGCCUCGCUGAU